This is a messenger RNA of Helicoverpa armigera (cotton bollworm), 2656 nucleotides long. It is a transcript of the gene Rabex-5, whose product is annotated as Rabaptin-5-associated exchange factor for Rab5. The record is from RefSeq and is a predicted model, not a curated record. Gene Ontology annotation, biological process: vesicle-mediated transport. The transcript has 10 exons. Gene Ontology annotation, molecular function: DNA binding; guanyl-nucleotide exchange factor activity; zinc ion binding. The coding region runs from base 299 to 2500 and encodes 733 amino acids. Gene Ontology annotation, cellular component: endocytic vesicle; cytosol. Lineage: Eukaryota; Metazoa; Arthropoda; Insecta; Lepidoptera; Noctuidae.
ACUAUAUAACGGAGGAAAUCGUCGAACGGCCACCGUUACCGUUGCACAUUGAAAUGAAUACUGUUUUCCGCGAAAAACCGCUCUUAUUUCGCGAACUUUGCCAAACAUGGGCUGAAAAUAACGUAAAUGUAAUUGAUGGGAGAUUAUUUGAGUGCAGAGCGCUAAAAGUUGACUAAAUUGUAGAUUUAAUAUUGUUCGGUCACUGCACGCCAUUAAGAAAUAGAUGGUUGACCAAUUUGACCCAAAAUAAUAGAGUAUCUAUCAAAGUCAAAUUGUUUUGUAAAUUGCAACUGUGACUAUGUGGUUUGGUCCGAAUCUUCAGAGGUCUUACAAGUAUAUGAUGUUUGCGUCCAAGAUGCCGUCUCUGCGGAUAGACCAGAGUGACCUGAAGUGCAAGAAUGGCUGUGAUUACUUCGGCAACCCCCAGUGGCAAGGAUACUGCUCCAAGUGUCACAGGGAACAGAUGCAACGCCAGAGGAAGGCUGAAAAAGCAUCAUCAGCGACGCUCCCCAAGCCUGAGCAGAAGAAGCCGGAGCGAGGACUGAAGGUCACCUCCCACUCGUCCUUCUCCAAGUUUGAGGAGAAGAGGCUGCGCCAGAGCGAGACCCUCAAGAAGGCCAACUUGCUCAAAUUCAGCGUGUUCAAGAAAAGUAGCACAGAUGAUCAUGAAGCAGCAGAAAAACGUCCCCCCGAGUUCAAGAUCCCGGGGCAAGUGAAUGAAGGCAUGAAGUGCGAGUUCCGCGUCCGAUUCCCGCAGCUCGGCCCCGCAGUAGACCGGGAUUCGCGGGUGUUCGUGCAUAGCUUCAUAACUGACGUCAUCAAGUGCGCCAAUGUGAUGACCGUUGAUGAGCUUUCCGAGAGGGUGCAGAGACAGUAUCAGCGUUUCAUGAAGCACAUGGACACAUCAUCUCACUUCGCGAACGUGGACUCGGACACCAAGGAACUGCUCAUGGACUUUGUUGAGAAACACGCCAUGACUUACUUGCACGAGUUGCCGUCAGUAGUAUUCUCCCCCAGUGGCACGGAAGACGAGCGCCUGGACCGAGCGAUGUCGGAACGCAUCCAGCAGCUCAGCUGGGUGGGCGAGAGGCACUUGGAGUGCAAGCUCGAUAGGAAUAGUGCUGAGUGCCGCCAGCUGUUGUAUAAGGCUAUCAGUGAGUUGCUGGGCAUGGACAGCGCGAUGUCCCCGGGCGGCAAGCUGGCGCGAGUGCGGCGCAGCUGCCGGCACGUGCUGCGCCUGUGCGGACAGCCCGCCUCCGCCGAUGAUCUGCUGCCGGCGCUUAUAUUCACUGUGCUGAAAGCGAACCCGCCGCGGCUGGUGAGCAACAUCAACUUCGUGACGCGCUUCUGUAACGCGCAGCGACUCAUGACCGGCGAGGGAGGGUACUACUUCACCAAUCUUUGUUGUGCAGUGUCGUUCAUAGAGAACCUGACGGCUGAGUCUCUCAAUAUGGACAAGAAGGAGUUCGAUUGCUACAUGGCCAUGCCGGCGUCCAUCGGUGGUAGUUCUUGGGGGGCAGCACUGUCGCUGUGCGGCGCAGUACGCGAGGCAGAUGAACAACGCGCGCUGGCGAGCUCGCUGCUGACGCGUGCACGCGACCUGCACUCGCGCGCUGACCAGCUCGCGCACAACGCGCUCAGCUUUGAGGAGCAGAUUUCCAAAAAAGUUCAAGACGUCCUCGCAAAGACGCCACUAGAGAUAAAACCACGGCGCGAGCUGCCGCGCAUCGGCAAGUUCAAGGAGAUAACCACAGCACCACUUAUAGACCUCGACACCACGACCACACGGGAACACCCACAGACAAUACCAGAGCAGAAACCAGAAGUUCAGCAGCCACAACCAGUCCCAACAGUCUCCAAGGAACCAAACAUCACCAUACAACCCUCAGAAACCGAGCCUAAACUAAACAUCCUCGGCUUCGAAGUCAUCGAAAGACAAUCCCCAUCAAAAUCACCACAGAACCUCGACCAAACAUGGGAUUUAAAACAGACCAAUUCGUUAGAACUUCUAACGCCAUCACCUUUGGGCUUCACGCCCUUCGAUUCAAGAUCAAUCGACGAACUGAUGACCCCAGAUGAUUUUGGAACAGAUCAACUGCCUCCAGGGCUGAGUAAUAUAAACUACGACAUCGACCUUUCAGACUUCAGCGGCGACAAUAGCAUAGCUGAGGAAGCUCCCAAGUCUGAACCAAAAGACCCAUUCAGUCCCGAGCCACAGAAGAAAACCUUUGAUCCUUUUGCACCACAAACUUCAAGGGGAUAUGAAACAGCACUGGAUUCCUUCGACGAAUUUAGCUUCGUCGAUCAAAGAAAGCGCGAAGCUGAUCCGUUCGAAGUUAUACACAGAGGGCAAGACCCUUUCAGCCCAGUAGAUACAGGAAAAUAUAGUUUCAACAGUCCAGAAAAGUCGACUUCUAUUCUAGAUGACAACGACUCACCAACCACAGGCUGCCUACUGCCUUCACCAAUGCAACCACAAAACACCGGGAAACCAACCUAGUUGGUGUUCACUGAAAGUUGAAUCAUAGAUCUUAAACCAAAUUGGUUGGUGCUAAAGUUGUAAGUCGAUUAUUGAUUUGUUCUUGUUUAUUUAUUUAAAAUAUAGUUUAAUGUGUCCCCGUUGAAGUAAUAAAUGGCAUGAUGGAAGUAUUAACAA